CCGGUUGUUUUGCCUACAUUAGCAUAGGUACAGAAGAGUACAGCUUGACUCACAGCUUUUCAGGUACUGCUUAUGUCAGCUCAUCUUUGAAAGCAGGAGGCACAGCAAGUAAAAAACCGAGAGCUCAACAUUUUACAACAUCAUUUAUUAGGUCCGUAGAUCAUGGUGGGCAGCGGGGUGAUUCUCAUGGUGUACAUAAUUACCUUCGUGAUUGGCUUCCCAGCCAACCUCCUGGCUCUCUAUGCCUUCAGCGUCAAGAUCCAUGUCAAGGCAAAUCCAACAGACAUCCUGCUACUCAAUCUGACCGUCUCCGACCUGCUCUUCUUGCUCAUCCUUCCUCUCAAGAUGUACGAGGCCAAUUUAGACAUGAAGUGGAAUCUGCCCCGCUUCCUGUGCUCCCUCACCGCCUUCACCUUCUUCUCCACCAUCUACACCAGCUCCUUGUUGCUGAUGGCUGUCAGUCUGGUUCGCUACAUUGCACUCGCCUUCCCUAUCACCUAUCAUCGGCUAAACAAACCUGUUUAUGCAGUAGUGAUGGGUGCAGUCAUUUGGCUGAUCUCCUCAGCAAACUGCAGUAUCACUAUCAUCACCCAGCACCACCCAUCCCUAGCCAGAGAAACCCCUGAUGGCCAGGCCUAUGCUUGCUUUGCGAACUUUACGGAGAAGCAGCUGGAUGUCCUCCUCCCGAUACGUUUGGAGGUUUUCUUUGUUCUCUGCCUUGUUCCUCUUGUAAUUUGUGUUUACUGCUACGUGCAAUGCAUCUUGAUCCUGUACAGCCGCCCCAGGAUAUCCCGCAUGCAGAAGCAGAAAGCCAUCGGUAUGGCCUUGGGGACUCUGGCCGUGUUCCUCAUUUGCGUGCUACCAUACAAUAUCUCUCAUUUAGUGGGUUUCAUUGAGGAUAAGAGCCCAGAGUGGAGGUACUACGUUUUGCUGCUUAGCACCUUCAACACCUGCAUUGAUCCCAUCAUCUUCUACUUUUCUUCCUCUAGCUUCCACUGCAACAGUAAAAAGUCAAUUUUCAGGAAACGUACACUCACUGUUUCAGAGUUACAAAAGCAGGUCACAGGGUCUAACCCAGGGUAAAAGACACUGUCCAGCUUUAAUGUUAUUAUUGUACUGUAUAUUAAUCCAUUCAUUAUCCAUCUAUUGCCUCUACCACUUAUCCUGAAGCCAAUUCUACCCAGCAAGAAGUACCAUAUGCUUCAGAAGUUGUUUUAAUUCAAGCUUAAAAUUCACAUAUAUGUUAUCUUUAUAGAGCAAUGUCCUUAAAAUCUGAGGUGUGAUCUGAUCCUGUUGAAAGUGACUGUGUUGCUAUUUAAAAACGAUGUAGACCCUUUAAAAAAAAGAGACAUUAUAUUUGCAUAUGCAAAAUUCCAAAUGUUAUUAUUUUACUGUUUUCUCUAUUUUUGAAUGGGAAUUCAAGUCAUUUGCGCCCUUAACACAGUAGCUUGUUUUUACUUUAACAUGGGCUAGCCGCUCUUCUGCAUUCAUGCUUUCUGUAGGCACCCAUUUAGAAUAUACCUGCAACAAAAAAAAACAAAAAAAGUCAGAAAUAAAGUGAUGUGCCAGAAAGGGAGAGGCGAUGGACUAGUGGCAGAAACUUGGACUAUUGGCAGAAAAGGUUUAUGGUUCGUCUCUGGUUCGACUCUACGGAGAAACAACAAAAAGACGAACCUGGAUUGAUCUGUCCAAAAAUCCAAGAGGAUUCUCCCUACCCUGUCUAGUGCCCCUGAGCAAGGCACCUUACUCCCCCAACAUCUGCUCCCCGGGCGCCGUACAUGGUCGCUCACUGCUCUGUGUAUCCUGCAACAGAUGGGUCAAAAGCAGAGGUUAAAUUUUCCUCCCUGCAUGAGUGUGCAUGUGUUUGGGACUAAUAAAUGCAUCUUAAUCUUAAUCUCAAGGCAUUUUCUUCAGCACAGAUAUGUCAAGUGCAAGAUGGUGGCACAAUAACAAGUUAUAGACAGAAAAUAUAUAUUUUAAAUGUAAAUAUUUAUUUUUUCUCUUAGUUAUCUAGAAUAUCUGAAGCUUAUUGUGUGAGUUCGAUAAUAUGUGUGUGUAUUGAGACCAUAUCGAGGGAUUAUUCAAACAGCCUCUCUAACAAUUAUUAUUAGGGAUGCACCGAUAUGGAAAUUCUUGGCCGAUACCGAUACCGAUAUUUAAAAUAACAAUCUGGCCGAUAGCCGAUACCGAUACCGAUAUUUGUUUAUUUUCUUUUUGUUGUUAUUCAUUCACCCUUUUGUGCCAGAAAAAUAAUUAAAUCAUUAUUUAGAAAGCACUAUUUAAAAAAAUGUCAGCCCUUCAUCACUCUUAUCUUUUAAUGAGCACAGAUUGGAUCAGAUUUAUGAAACAAUCUUUGAUUUAACUAAACUUUAUUUAACAGAGACAUAUUAUGCCCAUUUUACCGCAAGUUGAAAUGGUUCCUUGGGAUCUUAAUGAAAUGUCUGUAACAUAUUUUGGUCAAAAUACCACAAGGGUAAUUUAAAACAGUACCUUUUUACCCUGUCUAAAACAGCCCUGUUAAGGUAUCAUUAUAGAGAACGCUCUUCUCAUUGUUUAUUAGAUGUGUUACGGCUUCUGUGUGUAUGACGUAUGUUGUCAAUUCCCUUGUUACCUGUGCAUGAGACGGAUGAAUAGAGCCGGUGCACAUGAGAAUAAAGUACUUUAACAGAC
Molecule: messenger RNA, 2670 nt
Organism: Pleuronectes platessa (European plaice)
Lineage: Eukaryota; Metazoa; Chordata; Actinopteri; Pleuronectiformes; Pleuronectidae
Product: free fatty acid receptor 2
Exons: 2
Coding region: 163-1083 (306 amino acids)
Biological process (GO): cellular response to fatty acid; G protein-coupled receptor signaling pathway
Cellular component (GO): plasma membrane
Molecular function (GO): G protein-coupled receptor activity
Source: RefSeq, a predicted model, not a curated record